UCUCGCGCACGGAACCUGCGCCGGCGGCGCCGGCAGCCACCCGGACCGCAAUCGGCGCUGGAGCGGGCACCCGGACGGCAAUAGGAGCUGGAGCGCGCCCCGCUCGCACACGCAGGGACAGCUUGGCAUUAUCGUUAUGGAUCGCUCCCGACACCGUGCGGGAAAUGGCAAUGAGCAGGCGCCUUCCCGGGAGCGCAGCGGCGAAGGUGAGAGACAGCGGCAGCUGGAGCGCCUCAGCAGGGAGGAGGCCUAUUACCAGUUCAUUAACGAGCUCAACGAGGAGGACUACAGGUUAAUGAGGGACCGAAACCUGCUUGGCACUCCUGGAGAAAUAACAGCAGAAGAGUUGCAGCAACGUUUGGAGGGGGCUAAGGAGCGUCUGACAUCGCAGUCUCAUCUGGAUAACAGAGAAGGUGAAGGUAGAACUGUUGGAGAUUCUGAAGUUCUUGGGGAAAACUCCAACGGCGACUCUUUGCUUGAAUGGCUUAACACAUUUCGUCGCACAGGAAACGCCACUCGCAGUGGGCAGAGUGGGAACCAAACCUGGAGAGCUGUGAGUCGAACGAAUCCAAACAGUGGGGAGUUUCGCUUUAGUCUCGAAAUCAAUAUAAAUCAUGAUCAUAACAGUUUUGAAACUUCUGGUGAGGAGUAUGUUGAUAUAGAUGCUACCAGACUGUACGUAGAAAGAAGACGUCAGCUAGUUGGCACUUCAGUAGCCCCACGGACAAGGAACAUGGUUGCAAGAGAGGCAAACAACGAAGCUGCAAGGACCAGGCUUUUAAGACGUGCCAUGGCAUUAAGGUCAGAAAUAGUCUCUCAUGCAGUCUCAGGGAGGCUCAGGAGUAGAACGAGGGAGCUGACAGGCCAGACAAAUAGUACUACACGAAACAAUUCCGUGGCUGCUGAUGAACCAAGAGAAAUGCCAGAAAGAGGUACUUCUCCAGGGGUCAGAAGGGGUAGAGCUAGAACUAAUGUCCGGAUGAAUACAAACCAAAGACUAGAAAUUUUGCGGCUGAGGUCUACCCUAAGCAGUCGAAGCCGCUCCCCGCUGCAAAGGCAAGGUGAUGCUGCUCGUUCUGAGGAACGUGGUCAGAGGCAGGAUAGAAAUGCACAGCAGGUCAACAGAAGUAGGAGACAAACAGCUCAGGCUUCUCCACAGCCUACCGAGCAAGCAAGAGGUAACACUCAGGCUCCCCAGCUUUCCAGUGUAGCCCCAUCCUUACGAACAACUUCGGAAGAGGAACAACCUGGUAGGCCAGUAGCUGCUGCCAGAAGGCACCCUACAAUUACACUAGAUCUUCAGGUGAGAAGAAUUCGUCCUGGAGAAAACAGAGACCGGGACAGCAUUGCCAGUAGAACUCGUUCUAGAGUAGGAAUGUCAGAAAACACAGUUACCUUUGAAAGUGACAGUGGGGGGUUUCGGCGCACGAUAUCCCGCUCCGAACGUGCAGGUAUUCGGACCUACAUUAGCACUAUACGGAUACCUCUCCGUCGGAUUUCAGAAACUGGGCUUGGGGAACCUUCAUCAGUGGCUCUUCGAUCAAUCCUUAGACAGAUAAUGACAGGCUUUGGAGAACUGAGUUCUUUAAUGGAAACUGAAUCUAAUUCAGAAGUGCAAAGAGGCAGCCAUCACUUAGGGGAUGCACAGAAUAGCUCAAGUUCAGCGAACAGCAGUGAUCCCAGUGGGGUUUUGUCUAGAAAUGGACACGCAGUAGAUGGCAGCAGGGAAAGAAAUGGACAGAGGGGUGGUAGUCAACGCUCUGGGCGCAAUCACGAGAACCAAGACAACAGGCAGUCUCAAGAUGCAAACAACCUAGUGGAGAACGGAACGCUGCCCAUCCUUCGACUUGCCCACUUCUUCCUGCUGAAUGAGGAUGAUGAUGAUGAUCGUUUAAGAGGUUUAACCAAAGAGCAGAUUGACAAUCUUUCUACACGGAACUAUGGGGAUGUUCACACCGAAAAUGAAUGGAGUAAAACGUGCAGUGUUUGCAUUAAUGAAUAUGCAACAGGGAAUAAGCUAAGGCAGUUACCUUGUACGCAUGAGUUUCAUAUUCAUUGUAUUGAUCGCUGGCUUUCUGAAAACUCCACCUGCCCAAUUUGUCGGCAGCCAGUUCUGGGGUCUAAUGCCACAGAUAAUGGCUAGAAUUGUUUGUACUGCUCAGCACUCAAGGAUUUGCUCCUGCUCUCUUAUGAGCCAGAUGAAAUUCGUUAACUUAGAUAUGGGUCCAUUUGUGGGGGGAGUUUUGUUAAAUUUCUUCAAAAAUUAUAGAAACUUAUCUAAAUCUAACAAUGUAAAUACUAUUUUUUCCAAGUGCAGAUCUAGGAGCACACAUAGAACCAAAUGAUAUUGGUAAAGUUUAUAUUUUUUUAGAUAAUUUUGUUAUGCUAAGCACUUUUGUAAAUACAGAAAUGCAAUAGUUAAUCAGUCCUGCUUAAUGUAUGUUUUUUAACAUUGUAAUGGACUUGCUUUAUUUAGAUGACAAAAUGUUUCACACAGACCCACCACUGUGUUGAAAAAAUAGUGGCUAAAUAGCCAUUUGUUAGCUUUUUGUUCUAAGAACAAUUUCUUUUACAGAGAGUCUCUUGCUGGACAUGUUUGCUGAAGAUAUUUAAGUUACUUGAAGUGCUCAUUUUAUUAAUUUUUUUUAACCAUUGAAAUAUCCUUUCCAAAAACUUGCCAAUUUGGUUCUAUUUAAAAAAUUCUAUGGCAAUUUUUGCAUGUGGGUUUACACAGUUCUUAACGUUGAUGAGUUCUUAUUCAGAAGUGGAUGAGUUAGUGGCAUUAUGAAAUGUAUAUAAUUAAAUGCUGUCUUUGACAAUCUUUGUCUUUUUAGUGCAGACAGCUAUCAAAUCUGAUAAUUCCGAGAGGGUGUGUCUUACUUGCUCAAAGAAUAAAUGAGCACUAAGGAAGCCUUUUUACUCUUCCAAAUUACUCAAUCAAUAUUCCGGGGGUUUUAACUGCCUUAGUUUAAAGAGGGGAAACAUUUCCUUGACCGUUAUAUUGUCUAUCAUAUGCAUGUUUUGGGCAUCCUACUCAGAAGAACAAAACAAAGACUUGAAGUGCUUUUGUACAGAAAUUUAAGGUACACAUGUAGUGUUAGUCCUCUUGAAACAUGCCUGAGGACAAAGUGGCAAAAGACACUAAAAAGGACAAAAUAAAUUUCCCUGGAAAUCCCCAGUAUCUGUAUAAUUAGUAUUAAACUUUAUA
Messenger RNA from Camarhynchus parvulus, 3208 nucleotides. It is a transcript of the gene RNF6, whose product is annotated as ring finger protein 6. Gene Ontology annotation, biological process: positive regulation of DNA-templated transcription; protein ubiquitination; ubiquitin-dependent protein catabolic process. Gene Ontology annotation, cellular component: cytoplasm; nucleoplasm. Gene Ontology annotation, molecular function: ubiquitin protein ligase activity. Bases 137 to 2143 code for a protein of 668 amino acids. NCBI's taxonomy places the organism in Eukaryota, Metazoa, Chordata, Aves, Passeriformes, Thraupidae. The transcript is spliced from 4 exons. The record is from RefSeq and is a predicted model, not a curated record.